UUCAGGCUGCAGUCCCUGAAGUUUACAACAGCUUGCGCGUAGGCAUAGCUUCCAUAUCGCACCUCUUUUACGGUACAUCCCCACUUCUUGUCUCCCGGCAAUGUCGACGGCACUUGCCGGCUUCUAGCAGUAGAAUCGAGUAUAUUGAAAUUCAUUCCCUUCCGAAGAGUGACACGUUACGUUCUAAAAAUUACGUCCAAAAAUUUUUAUAACGAUAUAAACAAUUUUUCCGCGUCACGCCAGGCGUGUUUCAAAAGUGUAUAAAUAUUACAUGUGAAAUGAAACCGUUUGUAAACUAGGCGAAUAAUAUUUUACCUACCGUUCACGUACAAUAUUGUAACAAUGUGCAUGCUUACUGAACAGUCUGUGAAGUGAUAUACGGUGCUUUGAAUGACAAAAAGUUCAUACUUGAAAUAAUUUUGUUGCAAUUGAAAUGUUUGCGGAUGUGUAAUAAUAACCAUGUGCAAUAAUUUUGUCGAAAUAAACUUAAUUUAAAAAAAAAAAAAAAAUUAUUAACGAUACCUUGAAGUGUGCAUCGAUACAGUACUACCAUGUCUUAUCGUCGGUCCCACAAUAUUUGAAUCAUUGCUUCAAUGAAAGAGCUGUUACUUUCUGCGCACAAUCACUCUGAUUUUACGUUCGAUUAAUCAUUAUCACGAUACUCUAAAUAUAAAUUGGCGAAUAAUGUUCGCGAGUUAAUAGUGUGAUAACGUAUACAAAACGUACCUGCUUUGUACAUACCAGUAAUAAUUUACGUAUCGUAUCAUAACUUUCACGUGGUAGUGAAGUUUACCUUUUCGAACUUGGUGGGGUUCGUAUUAUGAGGGGAAUGACGGAUCACUGCAUUUUGGAUAUAAUGGACUUCGACGACAAUAACUGGUCGUUGGAUGGGGAAUGUCUAAUGGCGCCAGACGAUGAUUUCCUGCAAGCACUGAGCUCGGAAUUGGAGAUACCUUCACUUUUAGGCGGUGAAGGAUCUCCGAGUCAUGAUGAAACUCCCGAUGAAAUAAUGAAGGACGCAGUGUUGCAGGAUAACUUGCCUAUUCUUGACGAACUCGGAGUUGACCCCAUGCAAUGGGGUCCAGAUGCCUUUCCUAAUCUUUCUGCUGCUGGUUUGGAUAUAAAGAAUGAAGUCAAAGAUGAAAUUAAAACUGAGCCGGGAAGUCCACAUUCUCAACUGCCGCCGUCGCCUAGUCCAAGCAAUUCAGACUCGAGUGGGUCCGAAUGGCAAAAUGAUAAUUCUACUAAUUCAUCUACAGACUUUAAAUGUACUUUAGAAACGCCGCCAAUAUCACCACCACAAAACGAUUCACCUCCAACAUCUCCGAAGCCAGGUUUGAACCCCUCUCUUUUACAGCCAAUUAAAUUGGUUUCCAUAAACAGUCCCAAUCCUGCAAAUUUCGUAUUAUCCAAAGGAAAUUCUGCAAAGAGAGUUUGCAUUCAGCCAAAGCUGAAUACGACAUUGAAUGUCGGAGAAGAUGCGCCUAGGAAAACAAUAGUUCUUAGUGCUCAGGAUUUCGCUGCUCUUACGCAGAAGGUAAAGCAAAACAAUACUGGCCAGCCAUUAAAAAUCCAAUCUGUAGCACCACUGAAGCUACCGCCAAAUGCACAGAUAAAAAUUCAGAAUCCUAGAAAUGUUCAAUCCACACCACAAAUAAAAACGGAAUCAAAUACAAUUAAAAUCACAUCAUCGAGUCAAGUUAAAAUCCUAAAUUCAAUUCCAAAUGUCCAAAUUCAAAAUACCGAGCCGCUUGUUUCCAUGCCUAAUGGUUGCACACAGAUAAUGAUAAAAAAUGAACCAGAGCUGAUGAAUCUGAGUGGCAAACAAGAAUGUGAAAUAAAAGCAUUAAAAAGGCAACAAAGAAUGAUAAAAAAUCGAGAAUCUGCUUGUUUGUCACGGAAAAAGAAGAAAGAAUAUGUGACUUCAUUGGAAAAACAAAUUGCAGAUUUGCAAGAUGAAAAUGCACAGUUGAAAAUGGAAAAUAUUGCAUUGAGAGAAAGAUUGUGUGCCACUGAGGAAAUGACUGGAAGAAGUAAAAAAUUAGGAAGCCUAAAUCUUGGAGCCAACAGAAAAAAUACAGCAAUCUUACUUGCCAUGGUUUUCAUGGUUUCUUUGAAUGUUGGAAGCUUAGGGGGAUUAUUUUCACAAAACAAACGACUAGAUUCAAUGUCGGAUCACUUACCCGUCUCCGUGCCUAAUGUUAGACAUGGCAGAUCACUGCUUUGGACAGACAUAGAUAAGCAGGACAGUGGAGAACAUAAGGAACAGUUUAAUCAAACAACAUCUAUCCAUCACCCAAUGUGUCCUAUGUAUAUUAAUCAAACAGAAUCUAUCAGACUGGAUAGUGAACUGAGACGUUGGAUUGGAGGAGACCCGGAUAAGGAUAACUGGACCAAAUCAUCCGAAACAGAUUUAGGAACUAAUUCUUUGGGAGAAUUACUUUUGUCAAAACCGUCACUUGUAAGACAACGGUUGAACAGCAAACCGAAAUUACCCCCUCAGAAAAAGAUGGAGCCAAAACCAAAGACCGACAAUAUUGCCACAUCGAAUAGCAAUGCUGUUGAAGUGUUUUCACCGACUCUUACAGAACAUGCUUCGUUGUUUGAUGCUUUGAGAAGACGCGACGACACUUUUUAUGUCGUCUGGUUUAGCGGUGAACAUUUACUCUUACCUGCGUCAAGACAAAACAAAACAGCAAGGCCUAGAAUGUCCCUUGUUCUACCUGCUGUACCUGUCAACGGUACAUUUUCCACUCCUGCUAAUCACGUGACCAUGAUGCAAAUAGAUUGCGAGGUAAUGAAUACACAGUUGCUACACUUGAAGGAGUCUGUUAUUCCCGAGCAUCUGCGUCGCAACCAGCAAUCUACAGAUCAUACCUCUAAAAAUGAUAAUGAUCAUGUGCCGACAGCUGCAAAUGUUACGAAAACUUACAAACCCUAUUUUGUUAAAGAAAAUAUUACGGCGACCGAUUUUAAUGAUAAAAAUUAUAAAAAUCCUUACAUGAUGAAAGCUGAGGAUGCUUAUCAUCCUAAAGAACCAUCAUACUUACUUCGAAGCAAGUUUAUACCAAAUUUUGGCCUAGAAAACUCAAAAGAUAAUUCUUAUGAUGUGAAAUCUCAAGAUGACGUAAAAUCAGAAAUUUUCACUCCUGGUAUUGAUAGUUCGAAGACGCCGUAUUCUCAAACAGGCAGAAAAUUGAGACGGAGACGAAAUCUACUAAAUUCUUGAAUUAUUUUUAAAUUAUAAUGCUUUGUAAAUAGUUAUUAUUUUUUUUGUUAACUCUUGGUGCAUUAAUCACCAAAGCACAAUUGAAUCCUGCGUGUAAUAAGUUUGACAAAUUUGUGUAACAAUUAAUAUAUAGAAAAGUUUUAUGUGAGAUGAAAAAAUUGUUUAACAAUUUUCUUCACUCAAGGUACAAUUGUAUGUACCUUUGUGAAUUACUAUUGCACUAGUUAUUAUUACGGUAACACUUGUUGUACAAUUACUGGAAAACUACAUCUAUGUUUACUUAGCAUUAAGUAAGAAAUUGAUACUAUAGUACAUGAUAUUUGAUAUUCAGUAUUUCCUAAUCAAUGUGUCAGCAUGUAUAACUGAUUGAUAGGGUCAUCAGUUCCGAUCUGAUGAUCGACGAGACAAACUUAUUAACUAAGUAUACCGAAUUUAAUUUAGUACUUCGAUUCGUCUUAAAAAUGCAUUUUCUAUCACGAAUUCAUAGCAGUUACUUCAAUUGCAAGGUAAUCAAGUUUUUUACCCUACGUACAAUAUCCAGUAGAUAAUAUUGUUGUUUUGGAUUUAACAUAUUUGAGACUUAGUAAAGGUUAAAAGUUAUCGAAUUACUUAAGCCACAUGAAAAAUACAUUUGUAAAUAAUGGAAAGUAGUGAGAAUAAACUACGCAAGAAUGUAUACAUAGUCUAAGUGACACAUCUACAAUUAUACAUAAUAUGUAUACUAAUCAAUUUUACAGAAUGUAAUAUAUUAAAGGGAUUAUUUCUCGUAUCUAUCGACAUCUUUAUAGUAUCACUUUCACAGAAAAUAAGAUUUAAAUUUUCAUGGUAGUAGUCGAUUUCAAUGGUAUAUGUUACGUACAUAGUUCAGUAUCAACUGCAAUAUUUCUAAUGAUUAAAUUUGUGCUAAAGAAAAAUCGCUGAAGUGCGGAAAAAAAUUUGGUAAUAUUAUCACUUGCCUACUUACAGCAAUUUGGAUAUAUUAUUUACUUCCAAAGUCUUUUGGGUUGUUUAUACUCAUGCACUUUUCGUACGUAAUCAACUACGCGUUCCAUGCAAUACGGAAAUAUCGACGUAGCAUGUGAUUAUUAUAAAUGUGAAUAUAUGUUUCUCCAGUAGCCCAGCCGUAACAGAUUGUUUUUCUCUUGGAAUUUGAGAAACAUUUCAUGAAUACAUUAUCUGCAAAGUGCCAACGUGCACUUUAAAUGUACACUUCUUUAACACUUGGUAGUCUAUAAGAAUGCCUGGUCUAACAGCAUUACGUUUGAAUUGAAUAUCUUUUUCGCAUGACACGUGAUGUAUGAAAUUAAAUCUUCCUCGUACAAAAUGAUACAAAGAAAAUGUCUACAACAAGGACAGUGCGUGUUCAAUCCACAGCGUAACUUCUGUGAUAUAGUAGUUUAAUAGUAACAAUAUGAGCUAACUUUUGAAUUUACAUACUAAUAAUUAGUGUCACCAAAAAUACCUCUAUCGAUAGCAUCAGUUUGAUUAUUAUACAAAUACGUAGAUUAGGUAAAAUUUUAUUUACAAAUACAAACCAAAUACUAUUGUGCGAAAUACCGCAUAAAUGCAAGUAUAUAUACGCCAAGCCCAGCUUUCACUAUUAUACUGAAUUAAUGUGAUCGGAUCAACAAUGUAAAAUACAACUCGGUAUCAUACAAAUUACAAAAACAUCCUGUGACUUAGUUAUCACAGAGAAUGUCAUGAAAAUAUAUACAUAUAACUUAUCACCUUUAUAACAAUAGAAGUUUUCAUUAUUUCAUCAGCAUUUUAAUCAAGUCCUUUAAAUAUUUAAUUCGAUGCACAGUGUAAAUAUGUAUGAACAUGCAGAUUCUUGU
Messenger RNA from Neodiprion fabricii, 5064 nucleotides. It is a transcript of the gene Atf6, whose product is annotated as cyclic AMP-dependent transcription factor ATF-6 alpha. The transcript is spliced from 8 exons. Gene Ontology annotation, molecular function: RNA polymerase II cis-regulatory region sequence-specific DNA binding; DNA-binding transcription factor activity, RNA polymerase II-specific. Gene Ontology annotation, biological process: regulation of transcription by RNA polymerase II; endoplasmic reticulum unfolded protein response. Gene Ontology annotation, cellular component: nucleus. The coding region runs from base 821 to 3229 and encodes 802 amino acids. The record is from RefSeq and is a predicted model, not a curated record. NCBI's taxonomy places the organism in Eukaryota, Metazoa, Arthropoda, Insecta, Hymenoptera, Diprionidae.